This is a messenger RNA of Caenorhabditis sp. 36 PRJEB53466, 644 nucleotides long. Lineage: Eukaryota; Metazoa; Nematoda; Chromadorea; Rhabditida; Rhabditidae. The record is from the annotation of a GenBank genome assembly.
AUGUUCCGCAAUCUUUCAUCUUUCGUGGUGAAAACUACUCGUCAAAUCCAGGUAACAGACCCGCCUUAAAAUAUUUUCAUUUAUAUUGUUCUUUUUCAGGCUUCCGCUGCCUCUUCGUCCGCCGCUUUCAACGGUUUCAUCCCGACGGAAAGAAUCGAGAAGAGGUACACUUUGAGCAGUGGACCAGGAGGACAAAAUGUGCAAAAAAAUGCCACUAAAGUCGAAAUUCGCUUUAAAGUGAGCGAAGCGGAAUGGCUCUCUGAAUCACUGCGGACGUCCAUUGAAGAAAAGUUGUCCCAUCGAAUUAACUCGGUCGGAGAGGUUAGUUCAAGUGCAUUUAAAAUGUAUACAUUUUGACAUUUCAGCUGAUCAUCGACAGCGAUAGAACUCGUGAACGUCAUCUGAACGUCGCCGAUUGCUUCGACAAGCUGCGGACUGCGAUUUAUGAUAUUCAGAGGGAGGAAGGAAAAAGGCUGACAACUGAUGAGGACGAGAAGAUUCUCAGAGAGGUAACGUCUAAUUAUCUGAAAAUCACAUGUUUUUGUGAAGUUUAGAGAGCCGCCGUCGCAACUCAGCACCGCCUACAUGAAAAGAGACGAGUAAGCGAGAAGAAGACGUCGCGACGGGCUGCCGUCGAGCUGUAA